Messenger RNA from Setaria italica (foxtail millet), 3225 nucleotides. RefSeq lists its product as uncharacterized. The coding region runs from base 1597 to 3093 and encodes 498 amino acids. The transcript is spliced from 7 exons. Lineage: Eukaryota; Viridiplantae; Streptophyta; Magnoliopsida; Poales; Poaceae. The record is from RefSeq and is a predicted model, not a curated record. Gene Ontology annotation, molecular function: nucleic acid binding.
UCAGGCAGAGACCAUGGCACAACGAUCGCGCGCUCGACAGUCGCCACAGGGCGGUUGCUGUAGCUCGGCGACCUAAGCGGCGGGGGCGAGGGGCGUGCUCGGCAACGGGAUGAGAACCACGCAGCAUGCCAGAUGACGAGGGCGGUGAGGUGCGGCUGUGGCGGCGUGGUGGCACCGGCGAGGUGCUGGAUCAGGUACCGAGAGCGGAGGGGAAAGAUAGGCGUUCGGAUCAGCUACCGCUCCUGCCCCCAGUUCGUCCUCUGCAACUACGGCAAUUUCGACGGUGUUUCGUUUAGAUCGAUCUCCUCUGAGACGUCGUCCGCAUCGGGAGCGUGAUGGAUUGAGCGACUGAAGGAGAAAACCAUCCCAGUUGUUCUGCGCAUUAUGCGAACUGUAUUACAAUAAGACUGAACAAUAGGACACAAGCAUCUGUGAAUCAAGCUGGAAGUUGAAACUAGUGAGAUGUGAAGCAGCUAUUAACACCUUGUGCCAACUCGGGAGGUGAUUGCAAGAUGUGGUGGAGUAACUGAAUGGAUGGAUGGUUGGGUACAUUGAUUUUGGAGAGUUCAAGGGCCACGCCAAGUUUUUAACAGAACUCAUUUUUUAAGUGAACUUAUUAUUUCAAACAGCCUGAAUUUUGUGCGUGAGCUCCUGCCAGUAUUAUUUGGCAUCACAUUUCCCCGUCUGACAGAAUUUCUUAUGAAUAAAAAUGACCAAGAUUUGCCUGGAAUUUGGUGUCAGCAACUUGUUUUCGAAUACAGGGCUUUGAAAUUGUACAUGGACAUAGCAUAAGUUUUUUUUUCCCUUCAAAUAUAAGAGUAUUGCCUACUCCCUCCAUACCCAAAAAACCUGACGUUUAGGACAGGAUUGUGGUAACCAAGGAGUGAUUAAUUAGGGGUUAGUUUUCCUUAUUUGCCUCUAAUAAAUAUGGUUGCACUUGCUCUCUGUACGAGAAAGUUAACCAGCUCAACUGGCUAGUGCGCGGAGCCUGCAUUGCUGCGCCCCAGGUUCGAAUCCCGGCUGCCCCACCUUUUUUGUUGCCCACUUCAUUUUGCAUGGCGAUGGUCCGCUGCAUGGCACUGUUCGCCCUGCGUGGCGCGCGCGGACAGCAGUUUUGCUCGGCGACUGCAUUCCCACCUUUUUUGUUGCCCACUUCAUUUUGCAUGGCGAUGGUCCGCUGCAUGGCACUGUUCGCCCUGCGUGGCGCGCGCGGACAGCAGUUUUGCUCGGCGACUGCAUUCCCACCUUUUUUGUUGCCCACUUCAUUUUGCAUGGCGAUGGUCCGCUGCAUGGCACUGUUCGCCCUGCGUGGCGCGGACAGCAGUCUUGCAUGCGCGCGGGGCAAUUGUUUUAUUUUCGUUUGGCACUUGUUUCAUUUUCGUUUGUUGCCUGCGCGCUCGGAUAGCUGAUGGUUCGUGCUCGUUUGGAAUAAGAAGACCGACGUUUGAGCUGCCUGUACUCCACGCCACUGGCUUAUUUAUGCGGCAACUUGCUUUCUCUCUUCUCCACGCCAUUUGCUUGCUUGCUUAAACGUCUCUCUUUCCUUCUUUCUCAACCAUCUAUUCUUGCCAUCUUCUCUGUCCACUUAACCGAGCAAUGAGUGCUUUUUUCCCUGCCUUUGAUCUAAACGUUCGUUUGGAAGAAGAUGAUGACGGCAACCUUCCCAUCGAUCUCAACGAGCCAGUUUUGGAAGAUGAGAACCACGGAAUAGAUUUGAACUUACCAUUAGAUGAAUUUGGAGCUGUUGACUUUGAUUACGUACAAAACCUCACUGAACAAGAUGGUGAUGCUCCCGUUCCACUACACCAACCGAAGAAUGACUAUUCUGAUCGUGUUAGACAACAAGUGUAUCAAGCAUUGUUGAUGAGAAGCAAAAAUGGGAAACUAGGCAACCAUGAUACAACAAUUGUAUCUAACCAAUUUGGAGUAAAAAUUAGAUCAGUUCAGCGCAUAUGGAGGCAAGGUAAAAACAAACUUUCUCAAAACAUUCCGGUCGUGGUUCCUAAUCUAAAGAAAGGUAGAAGUGGCCGCAAAGCAAUCCCUCUAGAUUUGGAAAAGUUGCGGGAUAUUCCUCUCAAGCAAAGGAUGACCAUAGAAGAUGUGUCUAGUAAACUUGGUAUUAGCAAAUCUAGGAUACAAAGGUAUUUGAAAAGGGGUUUCAUUAGACGCCACUCUAGUAGCAUCAAACCUUACCUCACUGAUGAUAACAAGAAGACUAGGUUGAAGUGGUGCAUUGACAUGAUUGAUCAAGGUUUGCUUGAUGAUCCAAAGUUCAAGGAUUUGUUUGACUUUGUGUUUAUUGAUGAGAAGUGGUUCUACCUCACUCAAAAAUCAGAGAGGUACUACUUGCUACCCGAGGAAGAUGAACCACACCGCCUUUGCAAGAACAAGAACUACAUCCCUAGGAUCAUGUUCUUAUGUGUAUGUGCUCGGCCACGAUUUAGAAAUGGAGUAUGUGUGUUUGAUGGCAAAAUAGGUUGCUUUCCACUAGUCAAUUUUGAACAAGCUAUUAGAGGAAGCCACAACCGUCUUCGUGGAGAGGAAGUAAUCAAACCAAUUCAAUCAAUCACAAGGGAUGUGAUAAGAGAUUUCAUGAUAAAUAGAGUGUUGCCCGCAAUUAGAGCAAAGUGGCCAAGAGAAGAUGUCAACAAGCCAAUAUUCAUUCAACAAGAUAAUGCUCCAUCUCAUUUAAAAGUUGAUGAUCCUCAUUUUUGUGCGGUUGCAAAGCAAGAUGGGUUUGACAUUAGACUUAUAUGUCAACCACCCAAUUCUCCAGAUUUUAACAUUCUAGAUUUGGGGUUUUUUCGAGCUAUUCAAGCCAUUCAAUACAAGAAAGAUGCUAAAACAAUUAAAGAUCUAAUUCCAGCCGUGCAAGAGGCAUUUUUGGAGUACUGUCCAAAGAAAGCAAAUAGGAUCUUUGUCACACUACAAACUGUUUUGAAGGAAGCAAUGAAGGUAAAAGGUUGCAACAAAAUCAAGAUUCGUCACAUGAACAAACAAGCACUAGAGAGGGAAAAGAGGCUGCCAUUGCAAAUCCCUUGUGAAGCUUCAUUGCUAGCCGAAUCACUUGCUAGUCUUCCUGUAACAAAUUAGAAGAUGCAAGUUUAUGCAAAUUAUUAGAUGAGUGUAUCUUAGGUUUGCAAUGGCCAAAUUGAGAGAUGCUGUACUGUACCUUAGUGCUCUUUGUUUGCUGCUUCUUAAUAUGCUCUUCCACCUUCUUCAAAA